Messenger RNA from Cydia splendana, 1496 nucleotides. RefSeq lists its product as uncharacterized. Bases 48 to 1439 code for a protein of 463 amino acids. Lineage: Eukaryota; Metazoa; Arthropoda; Insecta; Lepidoptera; Tortricidae. The record is from RefSeq and is a predicted model, not a curated record. The transcript is spliced from 2 exons.
CCGCGCCGCGCGUACGCCUCGUAUUUAUAAACGGAUAUUCGUGAAAUAUGAAGGUGCUUGCGAUCAUCUUGUCGGGAUUAGUGAUGCAGACAUCUGCGUCAUUCUUCGACGAAAUGCGUGGCGCGGUGUCCUCGGUGGAGAGUAGCUUUGAGAAUCUUCUGAAUGACGUCAUAUACGACGUCAGGGAAACCAUCGACUGCACUCUAAUGGCAGUUGAGCAGAUGCUGGCUUUAGGUGUGUUUAGAGAUCCUUCGGAUUAUGAUAAACGGUGCAGAGGUACUGAAGCGGUCGAGCAGCCACCGCCACCACCACCACUCGUGGUAGCCACCGACCCACCUCCACCAGUCGUGGUAGCCACCGACCCACCUCCACCAGUCAUGGUAACCACCGACCCACCUCCACCACCUGCCCCAGAAACACGCCUCAUCGAAAUCCCUCUUACGAAGAUGGAACAUAGACAAGUCGACUCCUCAAUAUUAAACGUAGACCAAGUUCUAUGCGAUAUCUUAAAAAAAGAUGACAUUCACGCUCAACUAGAAACUGUUAAAUUGGCUCUCAUAAACGAAACCGAACGAUUAACUGAAAUCAGUGAACUACUAAAGAAACAACUUGAAGAACUCUCGGCAGAAGUGAAAGAAAAGUUUAAAGCGAUUGAACUGCAGACGUCAGAACCGUCUGUUGAGAGCAUUUGGAACGACAUUAAAUUGUUGCACAAAAUAGAACAUAAACAUAAGAAUACAGACGAUGCUAAGAAAAUCAGCCGUGUUCUGGACCAGAUCUUAAGUAUCCUCGAUUCGAACAAGGAAGAUCGCUCCGCCGCAGACGAUAACAAAAUACAUGAAAUUAUGCUCAAACUUAGCAAGCAAACUAGAGAUGGGGACAGUGACAUCUGGACAGACCUUAAGAAUUAUCCAAAAGAUUUUCGCGAAUAUGCCAAAAGAGUAUUUGAUGAAAAUAGAUCGACUUUACCACUUGAUGACACAACUAAGAAACCCGAACUUAAAAAAGUUAUAGAGAGUGAUGCUGGGAAAAUAGACGUAAAGGUCAUCCUUCAAACUAAAAAAAUAAAUGAAACAGACAAAAAUAAUGACCAAACUAAAAAGACAGAUAAUAUUGACAACAAAGAUGACCAAACUGAAAAACCAAAAGAAGUUACCACAGUUAAACUUAAACGUAAAACGAGAAAACCAAAAAGAACCACAACUACUACUACCGAAAGACCAUUAACCGUUGAGGAGUUGGCAGCUCAAUACGGUUCGCUAUUUGAUGUGGUGCCAGAUAUCGAUAGUAUAGAGAACCACAAAGCGCUUGAAAGUUCGAAGAGAAUAAUGCAAGAUGACGCUCUGAAUACUGCAGUCAUGAACAGUAUAUCCCAAAUGGAGUCAAGCAAAGAUGCGCGUUAUCUUUUCGAUGACCCUGACCUGCUUAAAAGAUUUUAAGGUAUAAAAGAGAAAUGCCAUUAUGUAGUUGCUAUCAAAUUGCACUGUAAAUGUGAU